UUCUGUAGCAAAUAGAUCUAUGAAAAGGGAAAGAUAGCCAAAAAGGGCGAGGGGCUUCAUAUUUCUAUUUCCUGAGCCAGAGGAUCUGGGAAAAGGAAAGGAAAGCAGACUCAAAUUUCACAGAGAAGAAACACACCGUCUACUGUCCGAGCCUUCUCCCACCAAAUAAAAAAGAAAGGGGCCUUCUCAAAAGUAAAGAAGAAGAAGAAUUCAAAGUCUGGGUCUUUGUCUAAGCAUCAGUUCCAAGUCUGGGUGGGACAGAGAAAAUGGUGUUCAUUGAAGAAGAGACGAUUAAGCAGCUCCAUGCUUUGAUGGAAAACACUGAUAGCCAACUGAUGAAGACUUUCAAGAAUGUGCAUCAGGGGUACCAAUCUGAGACUUUGGUGAGGUUUCUAAAAGCCAGGGACGGGAAUGUAUCUAAAGCCCAUAAAAUGUUAACUGACUGUUUGACCUGGAGGAUCCAAAAUGAGAUUGAUAAUAUAUUAGCUAAGCCAAUCAUGCCUUCUGAGUUGUACAGGGAAAUUCGGGAAUCUCAGCUCGUAGGGAUGUCCGGAUACUCAAAAGAGGGCCUCCCUAUCAUUGCUGUUGGUCUGGGGCUAAGCACAUUUGACAAAGCAUCUGUUCACUAUUAUGUUCAAUCACACAUCCAAAUGAAUGAAUACCGUGACCGGGUCAUAUUGCCUUCUGCUACCAAAAAAUUUGGGCGCCAUAUAGGUACAUGUAUAAAGAUAUUGGACAUGACUGGUCUUAAGCUUUCUGCUCUAAAUCAUAUUAAGCUACUGACUGUUAUAUCUACCAUCGAUGAUCUUAAUUAUCCCGAGAAGACUGAAACAUAUUACAUUGUUAAUGCACCAUACAUAUUUUCAGCUUGCUGGAAGGUUGUGCGCCCUCUUUUGCAAGAAAGAACUAGAAAGAAAGUUCAAGUCUUGUCAGGGUCAGGAAGAGAUGACCUGUUGAAAAUAAUGGAUUAUUCAUCAAUCCCUCAUUUCUGCAAAAGAGAGGGCUCGGGGUCUUCAAAGCAUUCUAGGAAUGGUACAGUUGAUAAUUGUUUUUCCCUGGACCAUGACUUUCACAAGCAGCUAUACGAUUAUGUUAAACAGCAAGCAGAGCAUUUAGCGCCCGAUGCACUAAAGAAAGAAGGGUCCUUUCAUGUGGACAUCCCCGAACCAGAUUCUCAUGACACAAAGAUAGCUGAAACUUUGGAAUCAGAAUUUCAAAGACUGGGAGAAAAUGGCAUUUCGAAGUCAGCUCCAUGAACAAAACCUGGGUCUGCACUAUUGGCUAGUCGGGUUUCUGUUCAGAUGAGAGAAUGUUACUACGCUUAGGCAUAAAAUAUCUUAGUAGUUCUACCGGCUGGCCAGCUGGCAUCUUCUCGAUGCCGGCUGGAGUCUGGGUGGACAAUCAAGUGGAUAAUAAUUCAUAUUGCCUGAAUAUGCAAGAGCCUAUGGUUGCUCAUCAACAUAUGCUACUGCUUUACUAGUUAAUUAAUGCUUGUUUAUGAAAUGCAUAAAGACAUUCAUAACAUUAUUCACGCUAGAACACCAAUAUAAGUAUGAAAGUAAUAACAAGACAAGCUGGCAGGAAUGUAGUAUAUAGUUAUGUACUUAUAUACCCAAAUCCCGAG
Messenger RNA from Cuscuta epithymum, 1624 nucleotides. NCBI's taxonomy places the organism in Eukaryota, Viridiplantae, Streptophyta, Magnoliopsida, Solanales, Convolvulaceae. The record is from the annotation of a GenBank genome assembly.